Messenger RNA from Pistacia vera, 2113 nucleotides. Its product is annotated as mitochondrial adenine nucleotide transporter ADNT1-like. Gene Ontology annotation, biological process: transmembrane transport. NCBI's taxonomy places the organism in Eukaryota, Viridiplantae, Streptophyta, Magnoliopsida, Sapindales, Anacardiaceae. The annotation marks the transcript as partial. The transcript has 11 exons. The record is from RefSeq and is a predicted model, not a curated record.
AUAUGCACACGAAGACAUACUCAUGAUGUAACGCCGUCGGACUCAUACGCACAUACACGUACACAGAGCUCACAGUUGAAUCUUCACUCUCACUUCUCAAAAGCCGUCACCAACACCACUCACUCCCACUCGCAAACAGAGAGAAAUGACAAGUAUUGCUGCCUAAUAAUCGUUGGAGAUCCGACCUGACCAAUCGUCUCAAAGUCUGAGAUCUUUCCCUCAGAGAACACAACUGCUCGCUACCUAGGGUUUGGUUUUUGUAAUGGCUUCUGAGGAUGUAAAGACCAGCGAAUCGGCGGUGUCGACGAUUGUCAAUCUGGCGGAGGAGGCGAAGCUUGCAAGAGAAGGCGUUAAAACUCCAAGCUAUGCGAUUCUAAGUAUCUGCAAAUCUCUUGUCGCUGGAGGAGUCGCUGGCGGAGUAUCUCGCACGGCUGUUGCACCAUUGGAACGAUUGAAAAUAUUACUGCAGGUUCAGAAUCCCCAUAGCAUAAAAUACAAUGGAACAGUUCAAGGGUUGAAAUAUAUAUGGAGAACUGAGGGAUUUCGUGGACUGUUCAAAGGCAAUGGUACUAAUUGUGCUCGUAUUGUUCCAAACUCAGCUGUCAAGUUCUUCAGCUACGAGCAAGCUUCUAAGGGAAUACUGCAAUUGUAUCAACAGCGUACUGGGAAUGAAGAUGCUCAACUCACUCCUCUGUUACGCCUUGGAGCUGGAGCAUGUGCUGGAAUAAUUGCCAUGUCUGCUACUUAUCCCAUGGAUAUGGUACGAGGAAGAUUAACUGUACAGACAGAUAAGUCUCCUUAUCAAUACAGGGGAAUGUUCCAUGCUCUGUCAACUGUGCUACGCGAAGAAGGUCCACGGGCUUUGUACAAGGGCUGGCUUCCUUCUGUAAUUGGAGUUAUUCCAUAUGUGGGUCUCAACUUUGCUGUGUAUGAAUCUCUGAAGGAUUGGUUAAUUAAAGCUAGGCCUUUUGGACUAGUUGAAGAUUCUGAGUUGAGUGUAACUACAAGACUUGCAUGUGGGGCUGUCGCUGGAACUGUUGGCCAAACAGUCGCUUACCCUCUUGAUGUCAUUCGUCGAAGAAUGCAGAUGGUAGGAUGGAAGGAAGCUUCCUCAGUUGUCACUGGUGAUGGGAAGAGCAAGGCCACUAUAGAAUAUAAUGGCAUGAUUGAUGCAUUCCGGAAAACUGUUCGGCAUGAGGGGUUUGGUGCAUUAUACAAGGGUUUGGUUCCAAAUUCUGUGAAGCUGAUGAAGCUGAGGCUUAUGAAGUCAUGGACUCUUAAUGCCUAUUCUAUUGCAUCAGGACAAAGGAUCAUCUUAGCAGUCUGGCCUUAUUUUCUCUUGUAUACCAGAAAUAGUCAAGGACAAAAUUUCCAAGGCCUUAAGCAUCCUUUGUGGGACAUUCCUUCAAAAUACCUGGGGAUUCCUUCUUCUUGGGGAAAAACCAAAACACAAACUCUGAUGUUGCCAUGGAGAGCGUUAAGCAAAAACCGAGGGCUGGAAAGAAAAACUCUUGCAUUGUUGAUCUUAGGAUCAUCAAUAUUAGUUGAAGUCUAUGGGGCUGAAAAUGCAAAAAAGGUGGCAGCUAUUCCGAAACCUACAGGUUCUCAAACUAGAAGACUGGUUGCUGGAAAAAUUCUUGAUGUUGUCUCAUCUUUGGAAAAACCAGAAAGUGCUAAAGCCUUUAUCAGCAAUCUUUGCUGGAGUUUUGGAAUGACGAAGCUCAGGAAUGGGAGCUCAGUGGAGGUAUUAAGAAGAGAACAUGAUCCAGGUGGCUCUUGGUUUCCUGGAACUAUAAUUUCAGCAUCUAGAAAUCACUAUGUUGUUAAGUACAAAUUCCUUGUGAACCACAAAAGAGAGCCAGUUUUGGAGAAGGUUCAUGUGGAGGAUGUUAGGCCUCAGCCACCGCAUGAGACUGGGAAAAGAUGGAUGGUCAGUGAUAUAGCUGAGGUGUUUGAUUCUCAAUGUUGGAGGGUAGGCAAAGUUGCAAAGGCGUUGAGGAAGAACUGGUUUGUCAUUAGGUUAUUUGGGUCCAUUCAACUUAAAGAAUUUCAUGAAUGUAACAUGAGAAUUCGACAGUCUUGGCAUAAUAACAAGUGGUCAGUCAUUGGGAAG